This is a messenger RNA of Trichoplusia ni (cabbage looper), 2589 nucleotides long. RefSeq names its product T-complex protein 1 subunit alpha (gene CCT1). NCBI's taxonomy places the organism in Eukaryota, Metazoa, Arthropoda, Insecta, Lepidoptera, Noctuidae. Gene Ontology annotation, cellular component: chaperonin-containing T-complex. Gene Ontology annotation, biological process: protein folding. Bases 88 to 1752 code for a protein of 554 amino acids. The record is from RefSeq and is a predicted model, not a curated record. The transcript has 9 exons. Gene Ontology annotation, molecular function: ATP binding; ATP hydrolysis activity; ATP-dependent protein folding chaperone.
UGUUGGCAACAUUGUGAGGUUCUUCCAGAAUCAAAAAAGUGUGACGGGCGAUUAUUUUAUGAAUUUUGUGUUAAAUUUCAAUUAAAAAUGUCGACACUUGCAGCAGCUUUAUCCGUCGCGGGAACCAGAACCUCAGGAGCGUCAGUCAGAACACAAAAUGUAAUGGCAGCCGCAGCUAUAGCCAACAUUGUGAAAAGUUCCCUGGGACCCGUGGGUCUCGACAAAAUGUUGGUUGAUGAUAUUGGAGAUGUAACUGUCACAAAUGAUGGUGCUACCAUUCUGAAGAUGUUGGAAGUAGAGCAUCCCGCCGCUAAAGUUCUGGUAGAACUGGCACAGCUACAAGAUGAGGAGGUUGGAGAUGGUACCACAUCAGUUGUGAUCAUUGCUGCUGAGCUACUGAAGAAUGCAGAUGAACUAGUAAAGAACAAGAUCCACCCAACAAGUAUUAUCUCUGGUUACCGACUAGCCUGCAAAGAGGCCGUCAAAUAUGUGCAGGACAACCUCACAGUUACCGUGGCAUCUCUUGGCAGACCGUCUAUUGUCAACGCUGCUAAGACCACCAUGUCUUCCAAACUAAUUGGAGCUGAUGCUGAUUUCUUCUCCGAAAUGGUUGUGGAUGCCGCAAUGGCAGUCAAAGUGACAGACUACAAGGGUAACCCAUCUUACCCCAUUAAGGCUAUCAACAUUCUGAAGGCUCACGGUCGCAGCGCCCGGGAGAGCGUGUUGGUGAAAGGGUACGCUCUUAACUGCACUGUGGCCUCUCAGGCUAUGCCCAAGAAGAUCUUGAACGCUAAGAUCGCGUGUCUCGACUUCUCGCUGCAGAAAACUAAGAUGAAGAUGGGAGUGCAGGUUCUAGUAACAGACCCAGAAAAGCUAGAAGCCAUCCGCGCCCGUGAGCUGGACAUCACUAAGGAGCGUCUGCAAAAGAUCUUGUCGACCGGCGUCAAUGUAGUCCUCUGCUCGGGCGGUAUCGACGACCUCUGCCUCAAAUACUUCGUCGAGUCCGGCGCUAUGGGCGUGCGUCGCGUCAAAAAGUCCGACCUCAAGAGAAUCGCUAAGGCCACUGGUGCCGCCUUCUUGACGUCACUCACCAACAUGGACGGAGAGGAAGUCUUUGAACCUAGCAUGGUGGGAGAAGCAGCUGAAGUUGUACAGGAACAGAUUUGUGAUGACCAGCUGAUUUUGAUCAAGGGGCCGGUCGCGCGCACGGCGGCGUCCAUAAUCCUGCGCGGUCCGACGGACGCGUACUGCGACGAGAUGGAGCGCUCCACCCACGACGCGCUGUGCGCCGUCCGCCGCGUGCUGGAGUCCGGCCGCCUCGUGCCCGGCGGCGGCGCCGUCGAGGCCGCGCUCUCCAUCUACCUCGAGAACUUCGCCACCACGCUGAGUUCCCGCGAACAGCUCGCUAUCGCUGCCUUCGCGCAGUCCCUGCUCGUUAUCCCGAAGACUUUGGCCGUGAACGCGGCGCGGGACGCCACAGACCUCGUGGCCAAGUUACGGGCGUACCACAACUCUUCACAGACCAAGGUUGAGCACGCUAACCUUAAGUGGGUCGGUCUCGAUCUGACGGAAGGAGUCCUUCGCGACAACCUGGCGGCCGGAGUACUAGAGCCCGCCAUCUCCAAGGUCAAGUCCCUUAAGUUCGCCACAGAAGCCGCGAUCACGAUUCUCCGUAUUGACGACAUGAUCAAACUGGACCCCGAACAGAAGGGCAAGAGCUACGAGGAUGCCUGCCACGCGGGCGAACUAUAAAUACUUAAUAAGCAACGCUACACUCGCGACUAACGUAACAUUGGCUUAAGAUUAUUCCUAUAUUAAAAUGUCGUGUUAGCCGUGAGGUCAGCGGAAGGCGAUCUCAGUACUGCACUUGACUGAACUCAAAUACACAGGAAAUGGUAUGGCAUCAUAUCAAAGAGGAGUUUGUGUUCAAAGCCCGCCUCCCAUCACUAAAUUACCGUCAGUCACGUGAUCGUUUAGCACCUCGUUACGAAGAUAUCACUUGUUUGUCAACCAAUGUGGUGCUAAUUUAAAUUAACUAUUUUCGAUUUUUCUAAUAAAAUCACAAAAUAAUUAUUUUAUUCUAGUAUAAAAAAUAGUUAAAAUGUGCUGAGAUCAAUCUAUGACAUAAUAGAAUGCUUGAGGUGCCUGUAUGUCGAUGUACUGGUUUAGUACAUAUUGAGUGUAUAACUAACAUUUUGAGACCAAACACACUGUCUCUGAUGCCUUUAUUAUUCAAUCGUUUUACUUAUAAGCUAUAAAAUAGUAUUAUUGUUAAUGUAUGUGCAUCUUCACUAAAGCAGAUAUUAAUUAAUUUUCGUCAAGGCAUUUUUGGUUGGGUCAGUAAAAAGCUAGCGAACUUGUAUUCUUUUGGAAGUGAUCCUUUUUAUUGUAAGUUAGUUGGAAGAUUUAUGUGAUCAGAUAAAUAGGUUGUCAUCUGUAUUUGCGCAGGGUUAUACACCGUCACAAUAAGUUGCAUCCAUAGAAGGUUAAUUUAUUUUAAGAAACCGUCAAUGCUUUUAACAUUUAAUGCUAGUUUAUUUGCUAGGGCGUGUCGUGCGUCGUCACACUGAUAAUAAAAUUUUAAUACUA